Doryrhamphus excisus (bluestripe pipefish) is the source of this 3480-nucleotide messenger RNA. The record is from RefSeq and is a predicted model, not a curated record. NCBI's taxonomy places the organism in Eukaryota, Metazoa, Chordata, Actinopteri, Syngnathiformes, Syngnathidae.
CUCGUCGCUAACUGCCGUUGCUCACCUAGACUCGGUGUCGAUGAGAGAGCAUGAACCUGACGUGCUCACAGGUUUAUUAAAUCUGAUGGGUGGAAUUGUUGUGCGAGUUUCUCGGGUGACGUAGACACCGCCUGAAUGUGAAUCAUAUGUGGACAUCACCGCCAUAUUGGAUGUGGCAAUAGAAUGGGCGAGAUGCCUAAUUCAUGUUGUGCAUGGAAUUGUAGCAACCGGUUUACAGUCCACCAUCUCACAGGAUUAUUUUUCACAGCGAUGGAGUGGGAGGUCAUACAGCGAGCCAAGGAGGCCUUUGUGAGCGGCAGAAGUCGCCCUCUUGACUUCAGGCUGCAGCAGCUCCAGGCUCUGCAGAGGAUGAUCACUGAACGCGAGGCUGAGAUCACCACGGCUCUCAAACAGGACAUCAACAGGAGCCAGUACGACACCUCACUUUUGGAGCUGAUCGGGAUCGAAAACGAGAUUAACCUGGCGCUGGACAAACUGGCAGAGUGGGCGUCGCCUCGGUCGGUGGAGAAGACUCUUCUCACAGUCUCGGACGAGGCUUACAUCCGCCCAGAGCCAUUGGGCCUGGUGCUCAUCAUCGGGGCCUGGAAUUACCCAUGGGCCGUGACGCUGAUACCCCUGGUGGGAGCCAUUGCUGCAGGCAAUGCAGCCGUGGUGAAGCCGUCAGAGAUAAGCGGUUGCUCAUCUCUUCUCCUCGAGACCCUGCUGCCUCGCUAUCUGGACAAGGAUCUGUACCCGGUGGUAACGGGUGGCGUGGCAGAAACCCAGGAGUUGCUGAAGCACAGAUUUGACCAUAUCUUCUACACGGGAAGCAGCGUGGUGGGCAAAGUGGUGAUGGAGGCUGCAUCUCGACACCUCACCCCGGUGACGCUGGAGCUGGGGGGGAAGAGUCCUUGCUACAUUGACAAGAACUGUCACAUCAGAGUCGCCUGCCGUCGUAUUACCUGGGGAAAAUUUAUCAACUGCGGCCAGACGUGCAUCGCUCCAGACUACAUCCUUUGUGAGCCAUGUGUUCAAGGCCGCGUGGUAGAAAGCAUCCGGCAAACCCUGAUGGAGUUUUACGGCCCUGAUCCCAAGUCAUCACCCGACUACGGUCGCAUGGUGAACCAGAAACACUUCAACAGGGUGGUGGCCCUGAUGGAGGGCUAUGCCCCCGUGUUAGGUGGCCAGUGUGACGCGUCGGAGCGCUAUAUCGCCCCCACCGUGCUGAAGGAUGUGCCCCCUCAUUCCCGGCUGAUGCAGGAAGAAAUCUUUGGUCCUGUGCUGCCCAUCGUGACUGUGAGCGGCUUGGAGGAAGCCAUUAACUUUGUCAACGAGAGAGAAAAGCCCCUGGCGCUAUACAUCUUCUCCAAUGACAAGAAGGUGAUAAAAAAGAUGAUUGAGGAAACCACCAGCGGAGGUGUGACAGUCAACGAUGUGAUGAUGCACUACACACUCAGCUCACUACCUUUUGGUGGUGUUGGUCAGAGUGGCAUGGGCUCGUAUCACGGAAAGCAUACCUUUGAGCAGCUGAGCCACCACAGGGCGUGUCUCCUGCGAUCCCUCGCCAUGGAAAGUGUCAACCUCUCCCGUUACCCGCCUCAGGAUCGCCAGCGUGCGAGCAGAGCCCGCAUGGCUCUCAAGUCGCCCUUGAUCGACCUUUCCAAGAAGACGUACGUCUGGGCCGUCACGGCCACCGUCAUCGCUGUCGGCCUGCUCGUCACGCUGGUCGUCAUCCUGCUCAUCGCCGCAGGCUUGAAUUGUACCUGCUGGUACUGGAGGGGCUUUUAUAACUAGACAGUCACGCCCACGGGACAUUUCAUGUAAUUAUGUAUUCCCCACUUUUUCCUGUGUCAUUAAAUGCAACACUUUUUGUUACGUUACAGACUUAUUCCAAAAUGGAAUACAUCCCUUUUUCCCUAAAAACUUCUAAACACAACAUGGAAGAUGUUUGCAAAAUGAAUCAAAAAGAAAGAAUGGAAUGUUCCCAAGUAUUCACAGCCUCAUUGAACUUAGCAAGAGUAUGGAAUACAAGGAGCACAAACUCUAUAGCCUAAUAUCCUAUCCUAUAGUAUAAGGCUUAGCAAGAGUAUGCAAUACACGGAACACAAACUCUAUAGCCUAAUAUCCUAUCCUAUAGUAUAAGGCUUAGCAGGAGGAUGCAAUACAAGGAAUACAAACUCUAUAGCCUAAUAUCCUAUCCUAUAGUAUAAGCCUUAGCAAGAAGAUGCAAUACAAGGAACACAAACUCUAUAACCUAAUAUCCUAUCCUAUAUAGUAUAAGGCUUAGCAAGAAGAUGCAAUACAAGGAACACAAACUCUAUAGCCUAAUAUCCUAUCCUAUAGUAUAAGGCUUAGCAAGAGUAUGCAAUAUAAGGAACACAAACCCUAUAGCCUAAUAUCCUAUCCUAUAGUGUAGGGCUUAGCAGGAGUAUGUAAUACAAGGAAGACAAACUCUAUAGCCUAAUCUCCUAUCCUAUAGUAUAAGGCUUAUCCUAUAGUGUAGGGCUUAGCAGGGGUAUGCAAUACAAGGAAGACAAACUCUAUAGCCUAAUAUCCUAUUCUAGCGUAUGAGGCUUGUAUGUAAUACAAGGAACAUAAACUUUACAGCUUAAUAUCCUAUUCUAUAGGAUAUUCUAUAGGCUGAGACAGCCAUGAAAGCCACAUUUAAAAAAAAUGUAUUUCCUUGAGAGCCACGUAAUUUUUUUUUAACACUGAAAAAAACUAAAUGGGCAAGACCAACAAUUUUCGAAUUUAGUAAGUCUUUGCAUGUAUUCUUUUUAAUACUGUUGGUAAACUGAAGCUAAUCAAUAAAUAAAAGACUUUUUCCAUGAAUGUGAUGGUAGUUUUGCUGAUGGUUUUGCAGUCUGCUGGAUUGCAGUAUUGGUGGAUAUGUGGUGAGGUUAGACUUCACACAAGCGUUGAGGCUUCUAUCUGCCAAACGUGAUCGUAGGUCGGUCUUGAUGUUUUUCAGAUGUGGACAGCUCACAUGCAUAAGUAGAGCCAUACGAGGUGUGUGGUUCAUGAUAAGUUACUUCAUUUAGCACAUCAAACAUGAAUGUUUUGGACAAUUUGCCAUGUGUGAAUGUCAUUCCAAUCUUCACUACUGUAAAAGAAAAGCAAGGCUGGUUGAAGAACAGUCAGCUUGUUGACAGUAGCUCAUCAUUUCUGCCAACCAUCGUAAUUAAAGUAACAUUUUGUGUUAAGUACCCGCACACUAUGAAAUGUUUGACUUCAUUAUUGUUCUUACUUGACUUUCUUUUAAACAAUCUUGCAACAAAUCAGGAGGAUUUGUAUCAUAUAGUGACACAAAAACAGUCAUUGGCCGUCGAGGCAGGACAGGAAAUCAAUACUGCAAUAUAUUGUCUGGUAUAUGUUACAAUACACAAUAUCACGUAUGGAUAUUGUCACUCAGACAGCAAUGACAAACUUUGAUGACAUCAUGAGCUUUGUGUUACUUCCUCUGCAUGUGCGUUCUAAAGA